This is a messenger RNA of Panonychus citri (citrus red mite), 1426 nucleotides long. RefSeq names its product bystin-like (gene bys). Lineage: Eukaryota; Metazoa; Arthropoda; Arachnida; Trombidiformes; Tetranychidae. The transcript is spliced from 3 exons. The record is from RefSeq and is a predicted model, not a curated record. Gene Ontology annotation, molecular function: snoRNA binding. Gene Ontology annotation, cellular component: preribosome, small subunit precursor; nucleolus; cytoplasm. The coding region runs from base 119 to 1387 and encodes 422 amino acids. Gene Ontology annotation, biological process: rRNA processing.
AUUUUUUCUCAACAUGUGUCUGGUAUUUUGGUGAACACAAUUUGGUUUAAUUUUUUGUUCCUUUAAUUGUUUUCAAUUUGAUUGUUUUUGUUACCGUAAUUUGAUUAAUUUAGUUAUAAUGCCUAAGUGGAGGUCUAAAAAGAAUGUUGCUAAUGUUGGCAGGAAUUUACCUUUAGCCCAACAAUUGGAAGAAGAUGCUGUUGUUAAACCAUCAUCUCGAUUUGGUAAAAAAAAUGAUUCUAUUGAAUCUUUUGAUCAGUUUAUCGAUGGGAGAACAAGUAAGAAAAUUUUGACUCAAGCUCGGAAUCAACAAGAGGAAUUGGAAGAGGAGUUAGGUUUAAGAGAUGAUGUUUCAAAGGAACUUGGUCCUGUAAUGGAUCAUUUAACCAUGGCUGGUGGAGACGAUGAUGAUAAAAAAGAUGAUGAUUGUUUGGUUAAUAUCAAUGACCAGGAUGAUUAUUACAAAGAUUUGAAAAUUGAUGCUGCUGAUGAAAAAGCGCUUGAAAUGUUUAUGACGCACAAACAACAGGAUAAGAAAACUCUUGCUGAUUAUAUCAUGGAAAAGUUAAAAGAAAAGGAAACAGAGGUUAAUACCCAAUUUUCUGAUGUUGCCAGUGUUAAAUUACAAGAUCUUGAUAAAGAAGUUGUCGAACUUUAUAAAGGUGUUAAACUUGUCCUUUCAAGAUAUCGAUCUGGUAAAAUACCUAAAGCUUUUAAAAUUAUUCCAGCUCUUUCCAACUGGGAACAAAUAUUAGCAAUAACUGGUCCAGAUAAUUGGACAUCAGCAGCAAUGUAUCAAGCAACUCGUCUGUUUACAGCUAAUUUAAAAGAGAAAAUGGCUCAAAGAUUCUUUAAUUUGAUUCUUUUACCAAGAAUUCGUGAUGAAAUCGCUGAAUAUAAACGUUUAAAUGUUCACCUUUACCAAGCUCUUAGAAAAGCUUUGUUCAAACCUGGAGCUUUUUACAAAGGUAUCGUAUUACCUUUAUGUCAGGAUGGUGACUGUACUCUUCGAGAAGCCGUUAUCAUCUCCAGUAUAUUAGCUAAAUGUAGUGUUCCAUUGAUGCAUUCGUGUGCCGCCAUGUUGAAAAUCGCGGAGAUGGAUUAUUCUGGUGCAAAUAGUAUAUUCUUAUUAACUUUAAUAAGAAAAAAGUACGCGUUACCUUAUCGUGUUAUCGAUGCAAUUGUUGCCCACUUUUUACGAUUUUCUUCAGAUUCAAGAGUCUUGCACGUUCUUUGGUAUCAAUCGUUUUUAUCAUUCGCUGAAAAUUACUCGAAAGAUAUGUCAGAUGAACAGAAAGAUGCUCUCACUGACCUUUGUAAAGUUCAUCGUCAUCAAAAAAUCACCCCUGUUAUUUUGUCUCACCUUCAACCCCAAAUGAAUGAAUAGAAUCAAAUCAAAACAAUUAAACAAAGUGCUCAUAAUUUA